This is a messenger RNA of Dibothriocephalus latus, 219 nucleotides long. Lineage: Eukaryota; Metazoa; Platyhelminthes; Cestoda; Diphyllobothriidea; Diphyllobothriidae. The record is from the annotation of a GenBank genome assembly.
AUGAGUUGGAAUACUCAACAACUGUGUCCUCCUGGAAAUGCAAUGCAGAACUCCGGUUUUGGUCCCAACUACAUGCCAGCUUUUGACCAAAUGGGCGGAGCCCCCGUUGUUGAUGCCGACAAUCUAUCAGUUAAACACCGCUCACAAGUGACCGGAAGAGAACUUCAACAACUGCUAAGUGUCGCCCACCAAAGCCUCGAUGAAGCCCAAGAACGGUAA